Didymodactylos carnosus is the source of this 5159-nucleotide messenger RNA. NCBI's taxonomy places the organism in Eukaryota, Metazoa, Rotifera, Eurotatoria, Philodinida, Philodinidae. The record is from the annotation of a GenBank genome assembly.
AUGCGUGUAAAAACGGGUAGAAAAACAUACAAACUAUUACAAUCACAGACUUGUUGCUACAAUUGGAAAACUAGUACUAUCAUAAUAUCAGGUCCAUUUUCUGGUUCAGUUUUGCGAUAUCCAUCACUCAUAUAUCAACUUAAUGCCCAUGAUAGACGAAUACCAGAACGUGAUGCAUGUUGUGUACCAACCAAUAAUAUUAUUGAUUGGAAUACGUGUAAACUUUAUUAUCAGAUACGUCCACCUAGUAGUUGUGACGGGUAUCGACCACCCAGAAUAGUAUGGUAUGGUGGUGAUCCACACAUCUAUACGAUCGAUGGAAGUCUGUAUACAUGCCAUGUUGUUGGAAGAUACAUUUUUGCACGUACAUCAUCUGUGGCAAACAAUACUGCACAAUCGAAUGACGAAUUAGAGGAGUCGGAUACUGAUAAUAUUUACUUAUAUCCUGACGAUUUGUUUACUAUCUGGGUAGAAGCGGAAGCAGAACAGCCAGCAUUGCCCUAUGUGCAAACGCAAGGUUAUGCAUCCAUUUUCACACGUUUCAUUCUGAGUGCUGUUGGAGUAGAAUUCCAAAUAUCGACUGCAAAUGACAGUAGAUUCAUUCUGACUGUUUCAAACUAUACAAACAUUACUCUGCCUGCAAGUGAUAUUUCAUAUUCUUACACUGUUACUGAUAGUGAAAGACCGUUUUCGAUUGUUCAAAGAAAUUACACGCAAAUCUAUGAAGGUACAAAUAUCACAUUGCCAGAAUUAACAAUUUCAUUAUGGUCAGGGCUAGCUCUGAAAUGUAUAACCGUUAUACAAAUUGUCACUUGUACAUUAUCACUACCAGAUAAGUUCAAAAAUUCGAUAGAAGGUUUGGCUGGUAAUUUUGAUGACAAUGCAACAAACGAUUUAGUAAACAGAGUAACAAACGUAACAGUUUUUAAUCUUGCAAAUGAUUCACAAGUAUACGAUGCAUGCGUAUCAUGGGCAACGAUAAAUUCUGCACCUAGCGCUAAAGUUAUUUAUUACUAUAACUUUCUCAGUUGGUUUAACAACACAAAUACCACAAAUAUUACACAAAGUUUUGAUUUAAACUUGAAUCCAUCAACAGUAUAUAGUCAAUGUUCUAAUCAGCAGCUGUGUGUUCACGAUUAUGUGAUUAGUUUGAACUAUUUUACCAGCAAAGCACUACAAACGGCUGUUGAGACUUAUAAAAGUGCAAUAGUUAUAUUAGCACAAGAUCCGCCGAAAAUAAUUGUUCCAUCUCUAAUUCAAACUUAUAUACCUUCGAAAAGCUUAAAUUCAUCUUAUGCAUUUAACAUUACUAUCACGAGACCUGAAUUGAUAAACAAUGUCACCUAUCUUCUUCUACCUGUCAAUCAAACAUUCAAUGCAUUAAUCAGUGCGAAUAAUAUAAGCACAUAUACUAUUGUGAUAUCAGCAGUUAAUUUUACGGAGGAAAUGAAUGUAACCGUUGACGUAUAUUAUAAUGGUACUCAGACCGUUGUUCAAACAUUGGACAUAAAUAUGUGUCUUUGUAAUGAUUUUAUCACAUCAUGCGAUUGGGAUCAUACUGUCACUCUUGGACCACAUUAUCAAAUAGCAAAUUGUAGUUGUAGCGCAAAUUAUACAGGCAGAUAUUGUGAUGUACUAUUUAACCCUUGUAAUGUAUCAGGAGUAUGCAAACAGAAUUUUCAAAAUGAUACAAGUUGUGGUAUAUCACAAAAUGCAUCACAACCAUACGUUUGUUAUGGAUAUUGUCUUGAUGGUUUUGAAUCACUCGACAAUUAUACUUGCAGUGAUAUAGACGAGUGUCUUACGACAAAUGUAUGCACAAAUGGAGAUUGUAUUAAUUUGUAUGGUUCUUAUACCUGUCAGUGUUUUGCAGGCUAUCAUUUAGUAAAUCGUUCAUGUGAAAGUAUACAUCAAUGUACAGAACCGAACGCGGAUGGUACGUGGCCCAUCCGUUGUCCAUAUAAUGGUACAAUAUGUAUUGAAACAACAUCAGGGAACUACUCAUGCGAUUGUUAUUCACCUUAUUUUAAUAAUAUUAGUGGAGUGUGCUUACAUAAUCGACAUGCUCUACAAUCCGGACCAAACAGUAGCUCAACGAAUAUUUGUAAUGAUGUGACUGAAGAAUGCAUUGCCUAUUCACCUGAUCCUUCAUAUGCUUAUACAUGCGUAUGCCGUGCAGGAUAUCAAGUAAAUGCAAGUGAUGGCUAUUGUUACGUUGUGAAAAUACUCCAGGAACACAUGAAUGUCGAUGCAACACCAAUUAUGCACCAUACGAGAAGAUAUGCUGAUGUGUUCAAUACGAAUCUAACAUGUAUACCAAUUGAUUAUAGUAGACUUUGUCAAGGUCAAUGUGAUCUGCCUUCAAAUUGUACAUCAAAUGGGAUAUGCGAAUGUCCUGAUGCAUUAAAUAUGUAUACUUAUACCGAACCACAGUCGUAUAAGACAACAUGCUCAUGUAUAGCGAGUCCAAUAAAGGUUUACAACGACUUGGAAAAAAAAUGUAUUCCUGUUGCAGGUAUGAGCAGCGUAAAAUAUGAACCUCUUUUAUCGUACUAAAUGUAUCAUCACUAAGCAGGGAAGUAGAAACUUUUACACCCUCUUUUAUAUUAAUUUCGCAUUUACGUUCUCGAUUUUUUUCAAAGUGCUAGCAUUGAAGUGAAUUAUAAAAAAAUGUGCUAAUUAUAGUUUACUGCGACUAACUUCCCUAAGGUACUCACAAGGGAAUCUUCAGGUGCCCAACUCCGAUUUCAAUGAUUUAUAAGUCGAUGGAUACAGGACAGUUUGCUAGUAAAAAUCCUAAAAGGAUUUGGGCUGUUAUUACUUCUCUCAAAAGUUAUAGAUCUUUUUAUGUUUUUUCACAGGAAAUACAGAAAAACUAAUAAUUUUAUAACUUCCUCCAAUGACGGAGUUAUAAGCUCAAAUUAUUUUUUUAUAGGUUUUCUAUAUGUCUCUAAUGUCGGCAAAACGUUUCAGCUUUUCAGGUCCUUUUGUAUCCGAGUUAUGGAACUUUACGUUUUCCAAAGCUAACAAUGAAAGGGUUAUAAAGCCGUUAACUUUUUACAAAAACUAUUGAAACUUCCAGAAUCGAGAAGGUUUCGGCUGGUGCACAUGUUGAAAUAAUCAGAAUUGUAGGGUUUUGGUGUUUUGUAGCUCCCGUUUUUAAGAAGGUCUGUGUAGACUCUAUAAUCGAUGAUCAGCUUGAAGCCGAUUUUUUUGUUUUUCUAAUUGAUAUAAGACUUCAAAACCACUUCAGUUCCGAAAGUUUCAAGAGCUUUGAUGAAGAAUUAACGCUUUUAUAGCCCCUUCGCAGUUAGCAUAUCUAAGGGAAAACCGUUGGAAAACUUAAAAGUUUCAUAACUCGGAUACAAAACGACCUGAAAUGCUGAAACGUUUUGCUAAUGUUAUAGACAUAUAGAAGACCCGUAAAAACAUAUUUGUGCUCAUAACUCCGCCAUUGGAGAAAAUUAUAAAAUUAUUAAUUUUUCUGUGUUUUCAGCAAUAACAGUCCAAAUCCUUUUAGGGUUUUCACUAGCAAACCAUCGAUUGGCUUGUAAAUCAUUGAAAGAAAUGAAGAAAACGGAACUGAGCACUCCUAUUUUCGUUAGAAAUGAGCAAAACCUGAAAGGACAUGUGGUUAAGUUAGAAUAUCUUCCAAUAUUUUCGAUUUUUUCCUAUCCGAAACGUGUCAGGAGAUUACUAAAAACAUCUCCUAGAAACAUCGACUUACGAGAGAACUGCCCCAACUGAUUCCUCGCUUUCCACUCCAUCGCUUGGCCAUAAGUAAACUUUGAUGCGACUAAGUAAGCUCAAUAUUCUUGAUAUGCUAGUGGAUACGUAGAGACUCAUUUUGAAGGAGCUAGCUGUAUGAAAAAUUCCACCGCCUAAGUCAUUAGGAUGACAAAAAAAACAAAUUUUCAAUAAUUGAAAAGAUCGUCUGUUUGUAACACUGUCGAUCAUAUCUCGAAAAUGAAGGACCAUCAGCACAAACGGUUUUAGGUAUUCUUAGUCUCAUCAAGAUCUACUUACGGUCAAAAGAUGACGUCAAAAACGAGGAAUCAGUUGUGGCAGUUGUCUCGUUAGUUUCUCGAAAUUUUAAUACUGUUGACUCCAGGACUUUCGAAAAAUUUUUUAAUUCCGAUUUUUCUGAAAUCACGUGGUGUAGGUGCAGAAUACCUUAAUCACCCAUGUCCUUUGAUGUCCCGUAACUGUUAGAGAUAGAACAGUUGUCCCUAUCGUAUGAAGACAAAUAGAAUUCACUGCAAUUGUUAAAAUAAAUAUUUUUGUCAGCUUAAUAGUUAUAGUCACUUUUAUUAACUUCAGGUGAAACUGCGUUUAAAAUCUACUUGUUGAACAGUACUAAUGGUCAGCCGUCUUUCUCUCAAAUGAAGGAUUUCAUCGAACAAUUUGUAAGUAAAAUAUUUAUCAAGAUUUGUGUUACUACGUCUAUACUAACAACUAUUCAUAUGAUGAAAACCAAUUGAAUGCGAAACAAGGUUUAAAAACGAAACUAGAAUUGCGUUUUAAAAAGGAUAAUCGGAUAGACGAACUUGUGAGAAGAAAAGAAAUUCUUAGACCGGGAAUAAUCUUGCAUUACUAACGAUGAAUACUAAAAUUAGUUAAUUAAUCGUUUAGUAUCCACACUAGGGUACAGAUGAAAAUGUUGCUUAUAUUGAUCGACUACUACAGUUCGUCUACUACUACUACUUUUAGUAGUGAAUUAGGAUCAAUUAUCGUUUAAUCUUGAGUGUGUUAUUUUCUAACGGCUGACUUAGAGACACGAAAAUUUCAGAGAAUCCAAGAGAAACGCGAGAUGUUGAAUUUUUAGUAAAAUUUCGGCGUCGACGGAUAGACUCAGUCCAUAUAAAACCUACCACCAUUUCCAUGGACCUUUGACGUCAAUGACGAGAACUAUCUCAUAUUAUAGACCUCGGCAAGCUGAACCGAAUGAUGAAAACCGCAAGUCUCUAACCUUGUUAGAAAAAAGGUUAUAUCCAUUUUAUCCUCGUAUCGGAAGAAUGCAUUUUCGGGCGCUUUCGCCGAACUUGUCGAACGUCUGCGGACCACAUUACCUAACGCAGGACCUUGAACUUGGUAUCAAAUGGAAGAGCGCGUCGAGUUCUAUAUAUUUCAAUGAAGAAAAGUUAUGCUACUCCUUGGGG